CAGCCCGCUAGACUCACUCACUCACAGGUGGAGUGGGAUCAUUCAGAUGAUUCCUGAGUGAUUUAAAUAAUUUUCAAACAAUUUCGAACUAAAACCGCGUUUGGGAGUGUGUGGGUGUUAGAGUCGUGCCAUAGUUACAAAAUGACACCCUCCGUGCGGGCCACAAGUUGAUACUCCUCCCCCUAACUAAAUAAAUAGCCCCCACAAUGGCAACAAAACUAGUGAGACACUUAGAUUUAGCAAAAGUGAUCAACAGGGGGGCGCACCGCAUCACUUGGACGCCCCGAACUAAGCUAACGAAUUUCGCUCCAUGUAGAUAUGCACUGAAAACACAACAUAUCAAACUUAAUUUUAGUACAAGCUGUAGAUUGGGGGGCAGUGGCGGGCACGCUGAGACCACAAGCACCACUCAGGGCUUGUCUAAGUUACAAGCGCAGGAACUGGUCUUGAGACUGAACGGUGAGGAGAGAAAUAUCCUGAUUUCGGCGCUCCAGGAGUACCAAUCAAAACUAGUCAAAGACGAGUACGAAGGUCAACUAGCAGCUUCACGAUGGAGAAGUAAGUUUGGACGUCCGAGCAAAUUGCCAAGGCUGGGAGAUGUAGAUCCCACGGGAUCUUAUUGUCCUGUUCCCGAAGACUGGUUAAAGAAGAAGUUUGCCGAAUCCGUUCCUCGACCAACCAGCAGGAACCUGGUCGACAUCGCCAUAGCCAACUCGAUCCCGUUCAUCGGUUUCGGCUUCUUAGACAACUUCUUCAUGUUGCUAUUUGGUGAUUAUAUUGACCUGUACUUGGGGUCGUACUUCUGCAUGACUACGAUGGCGGCUGCCGCCCUUGGUAACACGCUUUCGGAUGUUUUGGGCAUCGGCACGGCCUUCUACGUCGAACGACUCGCAAAUAAGAUAGGUUUUCGGCCACCGAAAUUAUCGCCAAUUCAGAUGGAUAUGACUUGUUCGCGAAAUGCGGCGAAUUUCGGACGUGUUUUGGGGGUCACCCUGGGGUGCAUCCUCGGAAUGUGCCCUCUGGUGUUCCGCAAAGCGAAAGACGAGGACGAAAAAGAUGAUUAAUUGUAUAUACAUGUGUAAUUUCGUGCAAUAAAAACCGUUAGAUGUCCUCAAUGUUACUUUACUUGCAUUUAUUUUUUGUAUAUAAGAUGUGUAUAUAGAUGUAAUAAAAGACCAAAAAAAUUCGCUGUUAGAGACGCUUUUAUACUUGACUAAAAUUCGUCCAAAAGUCACACAAUCUUGUCUAUUUUUCAAUGCCCGUGACUUUAUAUACUUAAUAAUUUAUUAUACCCUCUUAUAGUCUCUAAUGAAGUGUUUAAUAAAUAGACUGUUAGAA
Tribolium castaneum (red flour beetle) is the source of this 1338-nucleotide messenger RNA. Its product is annotated as transmembrane protein 65. The coding region runs from base 207 to 1064 and encodes 285 amino acids. The transcript is spliced from 5 exons. Gene Ontology annotation, cellular component: mitochondrion. The record is from RefSeq and is a predicted model, not a curated record. Lineage: Eukaryota; Metazoa; Arthropoda; Insecta; Coleoptera; Tenebrionidae.